This is a messenger RNA of Prorocentrum cordatum, 173 nucleotides long. The record is from the annotation of a GenBank genome assembly. Lineage: Eukaryota; Dinophyceae; Prorocentrales; Prorocentraceae.
GCCACCGAGCGCGGCGAGGUGUUAGGUUUCUGGGUGCAUCGUGACCAAGUUUCUUGGCACUUCAACAAAGAACGUGAAUGGCAGUACUUGUCCAACUAUGACUAUAACUACUGGUUCCCGAGAGACCAAGGCAAGGGAUACAGCAAGGACAAGGGCACGACCAAGCAUGUGAG